Owenia fusiformis is the source of this 2064-nucleotide messenger RNA. NCBI's taxonomy places the organism in Eukaryota, Metazoa, Annelida, Polychaeta, Sabellida, Oweniidae. The record is from the annotation of a GenBank genome assembly.
UGUUAAAGGAAUGCUUCCUCUUUGUCCUUUGUUCUUUUUAACUAUACUGAGAAGUUUGCCCAAGUCAGAUUUCACAUGAGUCAAUAAAAUCUGUCCUGUGUCAUCAACCAUAGAAGGAUUUUAAAUCUGCUGGUGUUAAGUUAAUCUUGAUAAUUUUCUCUUUAAGAAUGCAAUUUGUUUUUAGGGUGAAUGCCAAAAUUCUAAAAGAUAUUGACUAUUUUGCACUUGUAACAUUUUUAUUGAGACACUCAUUGGUUCAUGUGAAGUCAUUUCUUUUUAUAAUAAAUGAAAAAUGUUUAGAUUAUUUUGUAAAGAUUUUUGUAAAGAUGCAUUCAUGUGAUAUUUUAUAUUCAUUUUAUAUGUUCAAUACAGGAAAACUGUGUAAGUGGAACACCUUUUCUACCUCAAUUUGUUUUUCCACUAUAAACUUGUUCUACCUACAGAGGUUUAUUUUAUAUUAACUUAAAUGGAUAAUAAGAUUUUUAAAAGUAAAGCAGUUUAUUUUUCAUUAACAAAGUGUCAUUACCCAGAUUUUAAAAAGUAUUCCAUGUGUGGAUGUGUACCAUUUACAGAGAUGUUUCACUUCACAGGUGUUUCUGUACUCAUAAAUUCUACUUAUGUUUUUUGUAUUCAUUCAGAUACUUCAGGUCAAUGUCAUAUACUGUAAAAGUAUUUUAAGCUUUUUAUUAAGAUUUCGAUCUAUUCUAAUUUUAAGUAAGCAAGAUUCCACAAAGAUGGAUUUUAAUGCCCAGGAUGCGACUGAAACUGACUGGGGAAAAUGCUUGUUUAUAUUUCAAAUGUUUCUACCUACUGCAAUUGCUAAUAUGGAACCAGCUAUGGCUAGAAUUGUUGAUAGUUUGAGCCAAACAUACACCAAGGAUAUAAAUGAAUCCUUGGUUGUUGUAUCAUUGACAAUCAACAUUGCGAACAUUCUUCGGGCAUACUUAUCACAAAGUCAGGCAAGCCAAGGAUUUAUUAUACUGGUCAACUCAAAAAUGGACUUAAAGAAAGGACUGAUCUUUGUGAUUUGCAGUAGCACCAUCACAGCAGGGAUUUUUCUUGUCAUUGGUCUUACACCAGUGGGAUACACCAUCCAAGUGCUAUUUCGUAUUACUAAUCAGGAACUUCAAGAAAUUCAAUUUGGCAUAGCAUCACUCUGUUUGAUGUCCGUGAUCCUAAAUACUGGGUCUGCAAUCCAUGGAUUAUUAUUGAAGAAAAAACACACCUCUUUUUGUCUCCUUGCUGAGUUUUUGAGGUUUAUCUCCAAAUUUGGGAGUAUUUUCUCUCUCAUGGCCACACCCUUAAUAACUAGAAGACCAAUCUUGAUACCAAUAAUAUCAGCAUAUGUAUCAGCUCUGGUUUAUCUUAUCUUCAGCUUUAUAGGAUAUAAAAUAUACUUGAUCAAUGAGCUACCUGUUGAAAGUACAAAAACACUGACAUACCAUCAAAUGGUUAAAUUAACACUUCCUCUAGGAUUCCAACAGCUCAUUGAAAAAUGUGAAACUUUUAUCCUCAGUUUAGUUAUUGCACAACUAACACCAUCUGAAUCUACACGAAGUAUGGCACUGGCAAACGUUCAUGUCCUCCAUGCAUCAUUUUAUUCAUUGCGAAGGAUAUUAGUCAGUAUUGCAACAAUGGUAUCUGCAUACCUUGCAUCUGGGAUGAACUCAUCGUUACAUUUUGACCAUGAACUAGUUAUCUGCACCUCCAUUAUUGCAUUUGUUUCAUUUAUUAUUUCUAUUUCAAUAUGCUGGAUUACUCCCAUUACAAGGGUUAUAUUUUUAUAUUUAUUUCACAUUUCUGUAGAUAAUUUUAUCGCAGUAAACUAUCCCUUUAAGUUAUACACAUUCUGGCCAAUUAUACAAACAUUUGCUAUGUUUUCCUUCGGAAUUUUACUGCAUAAGAAAGACACUAAAAUGUCAAUAGUGAGUUCCGCUUGCCAAGUCAUUACAUUGGGUUUUCUACCAUUUGCUUUGGAUUAUCUUGGAUUUGAUAUCUUACUGUCUUCAGUUGUGGCCUUGUUUACUGCUCAGACCACUACUGCUUGCAUACUUUUCUCAUACC